AGACCAACCAGCAUGCUUUCAAACACCAUUUCCGGGCUGGUACUGGCCAUUGGACUUGCAUCUGCUCAGUCUACCAAAACUACCUCGACGCGAACGACUUUAACAAGCACCAUAAAAUGGCAAGCCUCUGGAGGCGUAUCAUGCCCACAUCCGUCGGUCAACACGAAAUGGCCCACAGCGACCGGAAGCACCUCAUUCCCAACUGCCUCCUCUGGCGACUGCAAAGGCCAAGCCGAACAAGAUGAGGCUGCUGCCGUCUUCAUCUUGGAGAGCGGGGCGACAUUAAGAAAUGCCAUCAUUGGCCCCGCUCAAGCUGAGGGUGUACAUUGCCGCGGCCCCUGUAAUAUCGAGAAUGUUUGGUGGGAGGAUGUUUGUGAGGAUGCGGCGACGUUCAAGGGCACCGGCCCAAGAUACGUCAGGGGCGGAGGGGCGAAAGAGGCCAGUGACAAAGUCUUUCAGCACAACGGUGAGGGAUGGCUGCACAUCGAUGGCUUUUACGCCAACAAGUUCGGAAAGUUCUACCGCUCAUGUGGCAACUGUAGCCAGCAGUUCCAGCGACACGUCAACAUUACCAACUUUGUGGGGAUACAAGGAGUAGUUAUGGGAGUCAAUCAGAACUAUGGUGACACUGCCACUCUAUCCAACUACUGUCUCGCAAAGAUUGGGGUCAUUUGCACACGCUAUGAGGGCUGUGUCAAGCCAUGUGAAGCUGGGGAGAUUGGUGAGGGAGCACUAGCACCAUACUGUGUCGUUAAUGGUCAAGAUUGGUCUUGA
Colletotrichum godetiae is the source of this 774-nucleotide messenger RNA. RefSeq names its product pectate lyase. The record is from RefSeq and is a predicted model, not a curated record. Gene Ontology annotation, biological process: pectin catabolic process. The coding region runs from base 13 to 774 and encodes 253 amino acids. Gene Ontology annotation, molecular function: pectate lyase activity. Gene Ontology annotation, cellular component: extracellular region. The transcript is spliced from 4 exons. Lineage: Eukaryota; Fungi; Ascomycota; Sordariomycetes; Glomerellales; Glomerellaceae.